Colletes gigas is the source of this 6748-nucleotide messenger RNA. It is a transcript of the gene nompC, whose product is annotated as serine/threonine-protein phosphatase 6 regulatory ankyrin repeat subunit A-like. NCBI's taxonomy places the organism in Eukaryota, Metazoa, Arthropoda, Insecta, Hymenoptera, Colletidae. The transcript has 14 exons. Gene Ontology annotation, cellular component: glycosylphosphatidylinositol-N-acetylglucosaminyltransferase (GPI-GnT) complex; membrane. The coding region runs from base 692 to 5959 and encodes 1755 amino acids. Gene Ontology annotation, molecular function: protein binding; calcium channel activity. The record is from RefSeq and is a predicted model, not a curated record. Gene Ontology annotation, biological process: calcium ion transmembrane transport; GPI anchor biosynthetic process.
AAGAGACCUUCUCCAAACGAAAGUUGUUCGUCGUGGGCUCGAGCAGAUGAAAAAGUUGCGAGGAAAGAACGAAGGGUUCGAGGGCGGCGGUGGUAAAUCCCAAGGAAAGAGGAGGGCAGCGGUUAAAGUCUAAAACCGUCGGGGCGAGAUAGGCGGAUGGCGUGUGUGCCGGGCCGCGCCGGAAGUCGCGUGUCGACGUCGACCAUGCCACCACCGUACCGCCGUUCUGUCGCCCCCACCUUGGUGGGGUAGCGUUCUCGACUUCGCCGCUGCUACCACCACCGGUCUACCGCAUUUUCUUAGGCACCGACACACCGGGUGAGCCGGUUAGGCGUGCACGCGUCGUUGCAACCUGGCUGAACCACCACGUUCGUACCGUUACCCCCGAGGUUUCGCGCGGUGGCGUGACAGUGAUUGGUCGAUCCUGGUUUCCCAGCGAGAGGGUCGAGGGAAAGGCAACCCUCGCGAGCCUACGCUACGUAACGUCUUCAGAAUCGCCAGGAUAAACGCGCCGUUAACACGCGCGACGUGCGCCUCGCUCGGCGUCGAACGCCACGGAGGAAAGUCUCUUCGAUUCGGUCGAGUUGCAUUGUUUUCGUCAGUGACUGGUUGAUUCCGCGGGGAGUCGCGACGUCGCGGUUACCAUUAACAUGUCGGGGCUUGACGAUGAGAGACCCACGUACGAGGUACCAUGAGCAGCAAUAGCAAGAAAACGUCGGGCGGGAAGGACGAGAAGAAAAGCCCCUCGAGCAAAGAGGAGAGCCCCGUGUCCGCGAAAGAUGACGCCGGAGGAUCGUCGUCGACGGGAAGCGCCGGCGGGGGAGCGGCCGCGGAGGGAACGCAGCCCGGGAGCAAACCGGGAUCGGCAGGGGCUACCACCAGGGAAGCCGCGCAAAAGCUCCUCGGGGUUGCCGCGCGCGGAGAAUGGGCACCGGUGGACCAGCUGCUCAAAUCUAUGGAGAAGGCGGUGCAGAACGUCGGGGAGGAUGGGACCGUGGCCCCUCUGACCAGCGUCAUGGACCCGGCAACGGGCAUGACGCCCUUGAUGUACGCCGUGAAGGACAAUCGUACCGCGUUGCUGGAUCGGAUGAUCGAGCUGGGGGCAGACGUGAGCGCCCGAAACAACGACAAUUACAAUGCUCUGCACAUCGCGGCCAUGUACUCCAGGGAGGACGUCGUCAAGUUGCUGUUGUCCAAACGGGGAGUCGAUCCGUACGCCACAGGAGGGCCCAGGCAGCAAACCGCCGUGCAUCUGGUUGCAUCGAGGCAAACUGGCACUGCGACGUCGAUUCUUCGGGCGUUAUUGGCCGCCGCCGGACGCGACAUCAGAUUGAAAGUCGACGGGAAAGGGAAGAUUCCUCUGCUGUUGGCGGUGGAGGCUGGGAACCAGUCGAUGUGUCGUGAGCUGCUGGCUCAACAGGCACCGGAUCAGCUACGCGCCACCACCCCCACGGGAGACACCGCGCUUCAUCUGGCUGCCAGAAGAAGGGACAUCGAUAUGGUGCGGAUAUUGGUGGACUACGGAGCGACGGUGGACAUGCAAAACGGCGACGGACAAACUGCGCUGCACAUUGCGAGCGCCGAGGGCGACGAGACCCUCGUCAAGUAUUUCUACGGGGUGAGGGCCUCGGCGUCCAUCACCGAUCACCAGGAUCGAACUCCCAUGCAUUUGGCGGCGGAGAACGGACACGCUUCCAUAAUCGAACUACUCGCCGACAAGUUCAAAGCCAGCAUAUUCGAGAGAACGAAGGACGGGUCCACCCUCAUGCACAUAGCCUCGUUGAACGGGCACUCGGAGUGCGCGACGAUGCUCUUCAAGAAGGGCGUUUAUUUGCAUAUGCCGAACAAGCGGGGCGCUAGGUCGAUCCACACGGCGGCCAAGUACGGCCACGUUGGCAUCAUAAGCACUCUGCUGCAACGGGGAGAAAAGGUAGACGCGACGACGAAUGACAAUUACACGGCGCUGCACAUAGCCGUGGAGAACGCGAAGCCCGCGGUGGUCGAGACUCUGUUAGGGUACGGCGCUGAGGUUCACGUGAGGGGUGGAAAGCUGCGGGAAACUCCGCUUCACAUAGCGGCCAGAGUCCCGGACGGCGACAGGUGCGCGUUGAUGUUGCUGAAAUCCGGAGCCGGACCGAAUCUGACCACCGACGACGGCCAGACGCCCGUGCACGUGGCAGCGAGCCACGGGAACCUGGCGACGUUGUUGCUGCUCCUCGAGGACGGCGGAGAUCCCAUGUACAAGUCCAAGAACGGCGAGACGCCGCUGCACUUGGCCUGCAGAGGGUGCAAGGCGGACGUGGUGCGGCACUUGAUCGAAUUCGUGAAGGAGAGGAAGGGUCCGGAAACGGCGACCUCCUACGUCAACAGUUUGACAAACGAGGGCGCGAGCGCUCUACAUUACGCCGCUCAGAUCGAACCGACGGAAGUGAGGACACCCGGCAGCGACCGUGCGGUCGUUCGAGCCCUCCUGGAGGGCGGGGCGGACGUCUCGCUGCAAACGAAACAGGCUCAGGAGUCGGCGUUCCAUUAUUGCGCGCUGGCCGGCAACAACGAGGUUCUGUCGGAAAUGAUUAGUGGUAUGUCGGCGACCGAGGUGCAAAAAGCCUUGAACCGUCAGAGCUCCGUGGGCUGGACGCCGUUGUUGAUCGCCGCGCAUCGCGGUCACAUGGAGCUGGUCACCACGCUGCUGGCGAAUCACGCGAGGGUGGACGUGUUCGACCAAGACGGACGAUCCGCUCUCCACUUGGCCGCCGAGCACGGCUACCUUCAAGUCUGCGACGCGCUGCUCGCGAACAAAGCGUUCAUAAACUCGAAGUCGAGGGUCGGCAGGACCGCGUUGCACCUGGCGGCGAUGAACGGCUACUCGCAUCUGGUAAAGUUCCUCAUACAGGACCACGGGGCCGCGAUCGACGUUCUCACGCUGAAGAAGCAGACGCCGCUCCACUUGGCGGCCGGUGCCGGCCAAUUGGAGGUGUGCAAGCUACUGCUGGAGCUCGGGGCGAGCAUAGACGCGACCGACGACCAAGGCCAAAAGCCGAUCCACGCCGCGGCUAUGAACAAUUACGCCGAAGUGGCUCAGCUGUUUUUGCAGAGGCACCCGAGUCUGGUGAUGGCGUGCACCAAGGACGGUAACACCUGCGCUCACAUAGCGGCGAUGCAGGGCAGCGUACGCGUGAUCGAGGAGCUAAUGAAGUUCGACCGGCAAGGUGUCAUCUCGGCGAGGAACAAACUGACCGAGGCGACGCCGCUUCAGCUGGCGGCCGAGGGAGGACACGCCGAGGUGGUCAAGGCGCUGGUUAGGGCAGGUGCGUCCUGCGCCGACGAGAAUCAGGCGGGAUUCACCGCGGUCCACUUGGCCGCGCAAUACGGCCACGGUCAGGUACUCGAAGUGAUGAGAUCCUCCCAGUCGCUUCGCAUAUCCAGCAAGAAGCUCGGCGUCACGGCCCUUCACGUCGCCGCUUACUUCGGUCAAGCUGACACCGUUCGAGAGUUGCUCACACACGUGCCGGGAACGGUAAAGUCCGAUCCCCCGACCGGUGGAUCGCUCGUAGGGGAACUGGGAUCCGAGUCUGGCAUGACACCGUUGCAUCUGGCCGCCUAUUCCGGAAACGAGAACGUCGUGCGGCUGCUGUUGAACUCGGCCGGCGUUCAGGUGGAGGCGGCGACCACCGAGAACGGUUUCAAUCCGCUUCACUUGGCAUGCUUCGGCGGCCACAUCACGGUAGUGGGCCUGCUCCUGAGCAGAUCGGCGGAACUGCUGCACAGCUCGGAUCGGUACGGGAAAACCGGUCUGCAUAUAGCCGCGACUCACGGCCACUACCAGAUGGUCGAGGUCCUCCUCGGCCAGGGGGCCGAAAUAAACGCGACCGACAAAAACGGCUGGACGCCGCUGCAUUGCGCCGCUCGCGCCGGUUAUCUCGAUGUUGUUAAAUUGCUGGUGGAGAGCGGUGCCUCGCCGAAGAGCGAGACCAAUCUCGGGAGCGCGCCGAUUUGGUUCGCCGCCUCGGAGGGCCACAACGACGUGCUCAAGUAUCUCAUGGAGAAGGAACACGAUACGUACGCCCUGAUGGACGAUAAGAGGUUCGUCUAUAACAUGAUGGUCUGCAGUAAGAGCAACAACAACAAGCCGAUCGAGGAAUUCGUGCUGGUGUCACCGGCACCGGUAGACACGGCCGCGAAGCUUUCCAACAUCUACAUGAAACUGUCGGAGAAAGAGAAGGAGAGAGCAAAGGAUUUGAUAGCCGCGGGUAAACAAUGCGAGGCGAUGGCCACGGAACUGUUGGCCCUCGCCGCGGGCGCCGACUCGGCUGGACGGAUCCUCACGUCGAUGGACCGAAGGAACGUGGAAUUCCUGGACGUUCUGAUCGAGAACGAGCAAAAGGAGGUGAUCGCGCACACGGUGGUGCAGCGAUACCUGCAGGAAUUGUGGCAGGGCAGCCUGAACUGGAACGCCUUCAGGACGAUUCUAUUGUUCAUCGCGUUCGUCGUUUGCCCGCCCGUCUGGGUGGUGUUCGCUCUGCCCCUCGGUCACAAGUACAACAACGUUCCCAUUAUAAAGUUCAUGUCGUACCUCACGUCUCACAUUUAUCUGAUGGUCUUCCUUUUGCUGGUUGGUAUAAUUCCUAUAUACCCGGUGGUGAGGGCCAGCCUUCUGCCUUACUGGUACGAAUGGUGUCUGCUCGUGAUGCUGUCCGGGCUGUUGCUCUUCGAGCUGACCAACCCGAGCGACAAGAGCGGCCUGGGAUGGAUCAAGCUGGCGGUGCUGCUUUUCGGCGUGUUCGGUGUCGCGUUCCAUCUGAUGGGAUUCGUGAUCGUUCAACGACCCUACUGGCCGACACUGCUCUAUCUGAGAAACCAAUUGUUCGCGCUUAGCUUCUUGCUGGCGUGCGUGCAAAUCCUCGACUUCCUGUCGUUCCAUCAUCUUUUCGGACCGUGGGCAAUCAUCAUCGGCAACCUGAUGAAGGAUCUGGCGCGGUUCCUCGCGGUGCUGGCCAUCUUCGUGUUCGGGUUCUCGAUGCACUUUGUCGCGCUGAACCAAGCGUUCAAGAACCAGUCGAUUCAGGAGGCUCGUAUCGAGGACAGAAAGAAGAAGGGCGCCUUCCACGACGAUUUGUUCGCCAAUGUUACGGAAUGGAUGAUGGAGACGCCGUCGACGGCGCCUCCUCGUCGCUACGGCCGCUACAAGAAAAAGAAUGAGUGUUGUGACGAUAGCUCCCGAGAUAUCAGGAUGAGUCCCGUACUGGCCGUUGAGUUAUUGUUCUUCGCCAUCUUCGGUCAGACGACCCACGAACUAUUCAAGGUUGACUCAUCAAUGCAGCCCGAGUGGACCACGGUUCUCUUCAAACUCACCUUCGGUAUUUAUAUGCUGGUUUCGGUGGUCGUGCUGAUUAAUCUGCUAAUCGCCAUGAUGAGCGACACUUACCAACGGAUACAAGCUCAGUCCGACAUCGAAUGGAAGUACGGAUUGAGUAAGCUCAUUAGGAACAUGCACAGGACAAGCACAGCGCCAUCGCCGCUGAAUCUACUUACCACCUGGUUGGCAUAUUUGUACAAGCUAUGCAAGAAACGCGCCGUGAAUAAACAACGACCGUCCAUCGUCCGUUUGAUGGGAUUGCAGAGAACCGACACGCUCUCACCGCGUACCAGAAUGGGCGCCAAGUGGCUGUCCAAAGUGAAAAAGACCCAGGUGGGCCACAAGGACAGCGUCGCCCUAUCGGUCGUUCACCUGAGCCCCCUUGGCAGUCAGCUGUCGUUCAGUAACGCCGUCAGAAUCGACAACGUCGUUGACUGGGAGGCGGUCAGACGAAAGUACCGAGAUCUCUACGACGAAAAGAUCGAUAAGCAUACAGAGGAAUCGAAAGAGUCUGCGGAACCAGAGACCGUGUCGGCAACUAUGGAAAGCCAGUUGGUCGUUGUUCCUGUCGGGAACCAGGCUGCGUCCGCCAACUUCCCCUGAACCGAUCGAUCUCUGCGACAACCAGUCACGGCCAAUUUAACCAUUAGUUUUCCAACAUUGAUAUGUACACUCUCGUCUCGUAUGAUCUUUCUUAUCAAAAUAAACGACCAAACCGAUCGGAUCGUUUUGUGGUUCUACCAUUGAUCGCGCACCUCUCACCUUUUUGUCGCGCCACGAUGUAACAUGAUUAUCGUUUCAACCAUGUUUUAGGCAACGAUACCGAGGAAACGAUAUCUUUCACCAAUAAACCGAUGAAUCGACAAUCUGAUUCCUUAAUAAAGUGAACCCCUCGUCCGGCAGUGCCAGGAUCUUCUCGAGACCGAAUUUUUUACGAGAGCAAGAGCGUUAUUCUGCCAAACGAUCAGCUUCCUAUCGAUCAGAACACGCAUUCUGCAUCGCUCAAUCACGAUAUCUUGUAUUUCGAUAUCAUAAAUGCCGAUUCGACUGUCACUCAUACGCCGUUUAAAACGUUCGAAAUUCACUGUCGAUCAUUCACGUCAUACAUUCUAUCCCCGAUUCAUCUAUCGUCGUCCAUAUCCUCUGGUUCUCCUUUUCAUUUCCAUCGCACGUGCUACGCCUUACGGCGCAUAUCUCUUUCUUUCCGUCGACGCAAAGCUGUGCAAAAAUGUACGUAUAGCAUUUUAAAACACGAUGGAACAAUUGUACAUUUGAAACAGAGACCGUGCACGUUCGUUUUAAUCAGCUCUGGGUCGACGACAUUCAUUGUUACGAUUGGAUCGCUACGAUCGAAACGAAGAUCGACGCAGACGCGAAUCGCACUACUUAGAC